Aspergillus pseudonomiae is the source of this 2442-nucleotide messenger RNA. RefSeq names its product FAD-dependent oxidoreductase. Bases 1 to 2442 code for a protein of 813 amino acids. Gene Ontology annotation, molecular function: FAD binding. The record is from RefSeq and is a predicted model, not a curated record. The transcript is spliced from 4 exons. Lineage: Eukaryota; Fungi; Ascomycota; Eurotiomycetes; Eurotiales; Aspergillaceae.
AUGGCGAGCCCUAAGCCAAAAUUCCGCGUGGUGAUUGUGGGCGGGUCUAUCGCAGGCUUGACUCUGGCCCACUGUCUACUGAGGAACAAUAUUGACUUUGUGGUGCUUGAGGCUCAUAAUGAGAUCGCACCUCAAGUCGGCGCCUCGAUUGGGAUUAUACCCAACGGUGCUCGCAUUCUGGAUCAACUGGGCCUGUUCGAUGACAUUGUGGACACCACAGAGCCCAUGCAGGAGUCAUCCUACUGGACCCAGGAAGGCAACCUCAUUGUCCGGAAUGACACGCCGCAGCUGAUACAUAAGAGGCAUGGCUAUCCUAUUGCAUUUGUUGAUCGUCAGGUCGUACUCAAGGUCCUCUAUGAUCAUCUUGCGGACCAGCAAGAUCGUAUUCUUGUGGGCAAGAAGGUCAUCAAAGUCGAGAAUUUGCAUGGAAGGGUCAAGGUUCACUGUGCAGAUCAUUCAGUCUUCGACGGGGAUUUGGUAGUAGGAGCUGAUGGGGUACGGAGUAUUGUUAGGCAGCAAAUGUGGGACUACAUGGAGUCUAGGGGCCUCGGAAGAGAGGUACUGAUAGAAAGAAAUGCGAUGACGUCUGAAUAUAGCUGUGUGUUUGGCAUCUCAACAGCCGUCGAAGGCUUGACCCCCGGAAGCGGACACCGAACCUUUGGCGAGGAUUUUUCGUUUCUGACUCUCAUUGGUAAAGAGGGUCGGGUGUACUGGUUUUUUUUCACCAAGAUGGAUCGAGUAUACUCCGCGUCAGAAAUCCCGCGGUUCCACCAGAGCUUGAUUGACGAGCAUGUUGCUCCCUACUUGCAGAAGCCAAUCCGUGAUACCGUCCCUUUCGCCGCGGUGUACGAGAGGGCUAUAACCCGGACUUUCCUGCCUUUGGAAGAGGCUGAAUAUAACCAUUGGGCCAUCGAUAGAUGGGUUUGCGUUGGAGAUUCUGCUCACAAGAUGACUCCAAAUAUGGGGCAGGGCGGAAACAGCGCCAUUGAAAGUGCCGCCUCUCUCGCCAAUAGUCUGGCUAGCUUGAUUGAAGCCUCCGGCGAUUCUAGAGUUUCAGUGAAAGAUCUAAAUGACUACCUGCAGCCGUGGCAGAAGAAACGCCAGGAUCGUCUGCAGGACAUUUUCAAAAAAGCCCACGAGCUCACUCGACUCGAGGCAUUGGCUACGUGGAAGGAAAAAUGCAUUGCACUCCAUCUCUUCCCAUACCUCACCAACUACCUAGCCGAUGGAGCAUCGCAGACUAUCGUCGGUGCAACAAUGCUCGACUGUGUACCACUACCGCCGAGGUCAUUGCAGUGUACGAUGCCAUUCACCAACUUCCAUCCGCCUCGGAAUGACGCGAUCUGGAAACGAGCCCUGUGGGCGGUGCCAUUGAUCGGCAUUUACGCAGUUGGAAGAGCGACUGCACUCCCGGUAAUCUUGAACACUCGACCUCACUUAUAUCCACUCUUUAAGGAAGGAACAUGGACAGCGGGUAAUGGAGAGGUCCUUAGUUUGACCAAGCCCCUAUACCAUAAUCUCUUCCUGGACAAGUUGUUCCGGCCUCUCAUUACCUGCUUUCUGCCCUCAAUCACUGGGUCUGAUACGAAUUCGCGGGUUCAAAUGCUUUCAUUUAUGACAGACCUGGGGGCGGUUUAUGGAAUCUGGCUAUUGGAGAGCUACCGCGGUGCUCACUCCUGGACCAACGUCCUUCUCCCCUUGACAGCAGGCACGGUAUUCCAAUUAAAGGGGAUAUGGAUGGUCGCGCCAUUCUAUUAUACCCUGGAGUAUUUGAUGACGCCUCUAUACAGUCUACUUUCUGGCAGCAGCAGCAAGGAGAUCGAUGCUGUCACCACCGAGUCGCUGGUCCUGUCAACGUUGGCCGGAUAUUACUCCACCACUUUUGCGAACUUCUUUGCCCCGAGUCUUCGAUCACGCCAAUGGUAUAAUGCGAUGUGGCAAGUCUUCCCAGCGACAAUCCCUCUCCUUCAAGUUCCACUUUCCCUUGCAAGGCGCUGGCUCUCCCCCUCUUCGCCACCAAAAGACGAGAUAGACAGAAAGCAACAGCAGAGAAAGAGAAGGCAAAACAUCCGCUACGCAUGUGGGACGUUCGCUCUCGUCUCAGGUCUCACGUUCAUCUAUGGCCGAUUCACAGCUCCACCAGGUGUCUCCUUCUGGAAUAUUUUCGUCCCGGGUCUGCGGGAUCAUUUGGCGCCUGUCACGUCUUUCAGUGACGGAAUCGCACGCUUUUUGCAGUACGAUGAACUAAUCUCCAUGGGAAGUGCGUAUGUGUGGCUUGCACUGCGUUUCCGCGAGCUGAAACAAGCGGGGGCUCGAUUUUCUUGGACUCGAGCUGGGGCGGCUUUCGUUGCAUCUUUGUUGGCUUUGGGACCAGGAGCGACGUUUGCUUUGGGAUGGGGGUGGCGCGAGGAGCUUCUGCACCAAGUGGCUAAGGAGCUCUAA